AUGGCAGAUUUCAAAACAUCAUCGAGUAUAUUGACCAAAGAAUGUUUAAGAACCCAAAUUUGUGGUGAAGGCGAGUGGCCAAAAAAUACAGUAAUAUACCAGCCUUAUGAAACAGAACAAAUCCUAUUACCUGACAACUCAAAAUGUUUAUCGGUUAAAACAUUUUUAAAAAUGGCUGGAUUAGAAUUCAUUGUGGAAGCCAGAGAAAAUGCCGAAUAUAUGUCACCACAUCGAGGUAAAGUGCCGUUCAUUAAAGCAGGCCAGUUUUUAGUUGCUGACUUUGAACCAAUCGUCAGUUUUGCUCAAUCUAAAGGUUAUUCGCUAUCAACAAGUUUAGAUGAAACUCAAAAGUGGGAUCUAAGAGUGUACAUGGCACUAGUGAAUAAUGUUCUUUUAAAUGCUGAGAUUUAUGUAACAUGGAACCACGAGCUUACUUAUAAAGAACUCACCAAGCCAAGAUACAGUUCCGUUUAUCCUUUCCCAUUGAACCACUGGGCUACAUAUAAUAAGCGCCGUGAAAUGUUAUCACAUUUAGAUGUGUUAGGUUGGAAAAAAAAAUCUUUGGAUGAAGUAUUUAAGGAAGUGGAAAGAAUCUGCGAGUCAUUGUCAAACUUUUUGGGGGACAAGAAAUACUUUUUUUAUGAAAAGCCGACUGAGUUGGACGCUUUAGUAUUUGGUCAUUUGUUUUCCAUCAUAACAACACCACUAUUAAACAAUCGAUUUGCUGCUACUGUCAGAGCUUAUGACAAUCUAGUUCAAUUGUGUGUACGCAUUGAAACAGAAUUUUAUCAGUCUAGAAUUCUAUGA
This is a messenger RNA of Macrosiphum euphorbiae (potato aphid), 807 nucleotides long. The record is from the annotation of a GenBank genome assembly. Lineage: Eukaryota; Metazoa; Arthropoda; Insecta; Hemiptera; Aphididae.